AUGGUGCAAACCCGACGUUACACAGACCCGUGUGUUCAGCCUCUGGUGGAGCCUCUGAUGGAGCCUCUGGUGGAGCCUCUGGUGGAGCCUCUGGUGGAGCCUCUGUUGGAGCCUCUGGUGGAGCCUCUGGUGGAGCCUCUGAGGGAGCCUCUGAUGGAGCCUCUGGUGGAGCCUCUGAGGGAGCCUCUGGUGGAGCCUCUGAUGGAGCCUCUGGUGGAGCCUCUGAGGGAGCCUCUGGUGGAGCCUCUGGUGGAGCCUCUGAGGGAGUCUCUGGUGGAGCCUCUGGUGGAGCCUCUGAGGGAGCCUCUGGUGGAGCCUCUGGUGGAGUCUCUGAUGGAGCCUCUGAUGGAGCCUCUGAUGGAGCCUCUGAGGGAGCCUCUGGUGGAGCCUCUGGUGGAGCCUCUGGUGGAGUCUCUGAUGGAGCCUCUGAUGGAGCCUCUGAUGGAGCCUCUGAGGGAGCCUCUGGUGGAGCCUCUGGUGGAGUCUCUGAUGGAGCCUCUGGUGGAGUCUCUGGUGGAGCCUCUGGUGGAGCCUCUGGUGGAGCCUCUGGUGGAGCCUCUGGUGGUGGAUGUGUGUGGGCGGGUCUAUCCCAGUGUGGGCAGGUUUAUCCCAGUGUGGGCGGGUCUAUCCCAGUGUGGGCAGGUCUAUCCCAGUGUGGGCGGGUCUAUCCCAGUGUGGGCGGGUCUGUCCCAGUGUGGGCGGGUCUGUCCCAGUGUGGGCGGGUCUAUCCCAGUGUGGGCGGGUCUAUCCCUGUGUGGGCGGGUCUAUCCCAGUGUGGGCGGGUCUGUCCCAGUGUGGGCAGGUCUAUCCCAGUGUGGGCGGGUCUAUCCCAGUGUGGGCGGGUCCAUCCCAGUGUGGGCGGGUCUGUCCCAGUGUGGGCGGGUCUAUCCCAGUGUGGGCAGGUCUAUCCCAGUGUGGGCGGGUCUAUCCCAGUGUGGGCGGGUCUGUCCCAGUGUGGGCAGGUCUAUCCCAGUGUGGGCGGGUCUAUCCCAGUGUGGGCGGGUCUGUCCCAGUGUGGGCGGGUCUGUCCCAGUGUGGGCGGGUCUGUCCCAGUGUGGGCGGGUCUAUCCCAGUGUGGGCGGGUCUGUCCCAGUGUGGGCGGGUCUGUCCCAGUGUGGGCAGGUCUAUCCCAGUGUGGGCGGGUCUAUCCCAGUGUGGGCGGGUCUGUCCCAGUGUGGGCGGGUCUGUCCCAGUGUGGGCGGGUCUAUCCCAGUGUGGGCGGGUCUGUCCCAGUGUGGGCGGGUCUGUCCCAGUGUGGGCAGGUCUAUCCCAGUGUGGGCAGGUCUAUCCCAGUGUGGGCGGGUCUAUCCCUGUGUGGGCGGCGUGCGGCAGGUCUCUAAAGUCCCUCUGUCUUCACUGUUGUUAAUGUGA
Knipowitschia caucasica is the source of this 1371-nucleotide messenger RNA. NCBI's taxonomy places the organism in Eukaryota, Metazoa, Chordata, Actinopteri, Gobiiformes, Gobiidae. The record is from the annotation of a GenBank genome assembly.